Molecule: messenger RNA, 1029 nt
Organism: Drosophila subobscura
Lineage: Eukaryota; Metazoa; Arthropoda; Insecta; Diptera; Drosophilidae
Gene: galla-1
Product: MIP18 family protein galla-1
Exons: 4
Coding region: 249-878 (209 amino acids)
Source: RefSeq, a predicted model, not a curated record
ACAAACAAAAAUCAGCUGGUGCAGUGACAAUUAAAAAAAAUAUUAAACAAAAAGCGGGGAGAAUAGCGUGCUAGACCAAACAUAAAUCGCAGUUAUGCUGCACUAAGUACAUACACACACCCACACACUAAGCACUCGCAUACAGUGGCAGCCGCCGUGAUUCGUAAUAGAUAAAAGCAUUUGUGGCCGAUAAGAGAGAGCUGCUGCCCAUUGAGGUGCCAAAGAGCAACACCACACGGCGUUCAAAUAUGCUGUCUUACAUCAAGCGCAAGCUCUCCGAGUCCGACGGCGGUACCAGCGUCGUACCCGUGACGUCGUCGUGUGGCGGAGGCGUCAGCAGCAGCAAUAGCAGCAGCAGCAACAGCAACAGCGUCGGCGGCCGCACAUCAGCGGACGAUUUAGUGCGCAAAACGAGUCAGAUGUCGAUGGAUAAUGAAGCGAUUGCCUACGGCGAGGACGCACUGCUGCAAGAGCUUGGCUACCGCAACGCCACAGACCUGCAAGAGACCAUCUACGACUUGUUGCGCGGCAUACGUGAUCCGGAGAAGCCCUGCACUCUGGAGGAUCUGAAUGUGAUCUACGAGGACGGCAUCUUCGUCCUGCCCCCCACACGCUCGAAUGUCUCCGUUGUACGCAUCGAGUUCAACCCAACGGUGCCGCACUGCUCCCUGGCCACGCUGAUUGGGCUCUGCAUACGCGUAAAGGUGGAACGUGGUCUGCCGCACAACAUCAAGCUGGACAUUUACAUCAAGAAAGGAGCUCAUCAAACGGAAGACGAAAUCAACAAGCAAAUCAAUGACAAGGAGCGCAUUGCGGCGGCCAUGGAGAAUCCCAAUCUGCGCGAACUCGUCGAGAACUGCAUCAAGGAUGAGGAGUAGCUCGACGCGUGCGACGGACUUUGUAUAUAACCAUUAGAGUUUCGAGUUUAGCGUUAAGUCUAGCAAUAAGCUGCCUCUCGGACUGUGUGCAUAGCAUUAAAGCCCCAAUGGAUCUGUUUAUCUGUCGUAAGGCCGAUCGGCCCGAACCCCA